GCACUUCCUCGGUUGUUCGUUCAGAGAAUUAAACCAAUACCCACAGACCUUUAUUCCCAAAGAAAAAAGAAACAAUUUAACCAAUACACUGUCGUUCGGUUUCGGCUUGUAAGGCGAAUGAGUUCCCAUCUCUCUCUAACCGUCGAAUCCUGUUUCUCUCUCUAGAUUGACGCAGUUGAACCAUCAUCGAUCUCUGGGCUCAACUAGACUUUAGACUGGUUCGUCGAUGAAGUGUCAACCCGUGGCAUGUAUAUGGUCAGGCUCUCCACCUGUUCACCGAGUCACCGCCACCGCCGUCCUUAAUCAGCCUCCCACUCUCUAUACCGGCGGAUCCGAUGGCUCCAUCGUCUCCUGGAACCUCUCCGCCAAUGACGACUCCACUCAGGAAAUUAAACCAAUUGCUAUGUUGUGUGGGCAUGCUGCACCCAUAGCGGACCUCAGCAUUUGUGUUCCUGUCGUAGUUACCAGAGAUGGAGAGAGAGAAAAGUCAAGUAAUGUGGUGCUGAACUCUAAGUCAUCUGAUUAUGGUGCUCUAAUAAGUGCAUGUACUGAUGGUGUGUUGUGCAUUUGGAGCAGAGGCACUGGACAUUGCAGGCGCAGAAGGAAAAUGCCACCUUGGGUGGGGAGUCCAUCCAUGGUACGGCCACUACCUGAAAACCCUAGAUAUGUUUGCAUUGCCUGUUGUUUCAUUGAUGCCGUUCAUUUGUCUGACAAUCAGUCACUUGAUUCCUCAGAAGGGAGUGAGGCUUUAAUGAAUAGAGACUCACAAUAUAGAAAACCCUCUAAUUGUUCAAUUGUAAUUGUUGAUUCAUAUACCCUUACUAUCCUCCAAACUAUUUUUCAUGGGAAUUUAUCCCUUGGGCCACUUAAAUUUAUGGUUGUGGUUCCAUCUGUUGAGGAUAUUGAAAAGCAAUCGGUACUUAUGGUAGAUUCAUUUGGUAAGCUACAAUGUUUUCCCAUAUUGAAGGACUCCAACCCAGAUGGGAAAUAUGAGACAUCCUUGCAGAAAGAUUCUUCUUGUUUGGAAAGGACUGACUGGGAAGAUGGGUUAGGUGAGAGGGGACAGGUUGUGACAUUUGCAAUCUGCAGGCAGAUUUUAGUUCUUAUAUAUAAAACCUACUGUAUAUUUAGGCUAAUGAGUAGUGGUACUGCAAUUGGAGAGAUAUCUUUCAUUGACAAACACCUUAGUCUUGAUGGCUAUGUCACUCAAUCACAGAUUAUAGGGGGCAUGUUUCUUGAUAAUGAUAAUGUUAGGAAGACAGUGAAUACCUUGGACUCCCCAGAUACAUUUGCAGAAGAUUUUGCCGUUUGGAAUAGUAGUGGUUCUGCGACUGUGUACAGAAUAUCAUAUUCAGACAACAUAUUCAAUUUUGAGCCCGUGUGUGUGAUACCUGCCGCUGCUCAUCCAGUUGAUGUGAGGUUAUCCAUUAGUUUUAUUCAAUUGAAAUCUUUUCUUCUCCGUAUUGAAUCAAUUUGCUUUCAAGUUGAAGAACCUUUGCUGUGGAAACCUCAUGUCACAAUCUGGUUAGUGCCUCAGCAACAUGAUAACAACACUAAGUCUUGUCAAGAAUGCAGAAUGCUUGGGGAAGGCAGUUUUUUGGUUGACUGGAUUACGAGCUCAAUAUCUCGUAGAAUUGAGGAACCCAACCACAAUGAUAACAUAGAACCAACUGGCAUAACUACUGAGAUAACUUCCCUGCAAAAGUCUGUUCCAUGUCAAAAAGUGGAUAAUACAUACGCAGACAAUGCAAACUAUGGUUUUCCUCAAAAGGAACGGCUUGUAACUACUUCAAUGGUUAUUUCUAGAAACUAUGAUAUUCCUUAUGCUGUUGUAUAUGGCUACUAUACUGGCGAAAUAGAAGUUGUACAGUUUGAUAUCUUAUUUGGCAGACCGGAUUCUCACGGUAGAAGUACACAUCACAAAGUGGAUUCAAAUGUAUCCAAACAAAUUUUUUCUGGCCACAUGGGUGCUGUACUAUGUUUGGCAGCACAUCAGAUGGUGGGUACCGCUAAAGGAUGGAGUUUUAAACAGGUUUUAGUGUCAGGGAGCAUGGACUGCACAGUCCGUAUGUGGGAUCUUGAUUCCGGCAAUCUCAUUGCAGUAAUGCACCAACAUGUAGCUCCCGUCCGCCAAAUAAUUCUUCCUCCUCCUCAAACUGACCGUCCAUGGAGCGAUUGCUUUCUAUCCGUUGGGCAGGACUUCUGUGUCGCUCUUACCUCUCUCUCGACUUUGCGGGUGGAGAGAAUGUUUCCUGGUCACCCAUACUAUCCUGCAAAAGUUGUAUGGGAUGGAACAAGGGGCUAUGUAGCAUGUCUCUGCCAGAACCAUUCAAGAACAUCUGACGCAAUCGAUGUUUUGUGCAUUUGGGACAUAAAGACAGGUGCUCGUGAGCGGAUUCUCCGUGGGACAGCUUCUCAUUCAAUGUUUGAUUAUUUUUGUAAAGCCAUCAAUAUAAAUUCCCUUUCUGGCAAUAUAUUGAAUGGAAAUACUUCUGCUUCCUCAUUACUUCUUUCAAUGACUGAAGAUGCAAAUUUUUCAAAAACUCAUUUAAAAAAUUCAGAGAAGGGGAUCUCUUCGUCAAAUAUAUCCCCAAGUAUGACUAAAAUGACACAGCCAAAUGCUUCUCAAGUUCAUGCUAGUAAGCAAGCCUCUGUAACAUUCCCUCAAAGCAACAAGCAUCCUGUCAAAUGCUCUUGCCCAUUCACUGGGAUUGCAAUGCUGAGUUUUGAUCUUGCAUCACUGAUGUCCCCUUGUCAGAAGCAUGUGAUCUUCAAAGAUGCUGGUAAUAAGCAAGAGAAUGCCCACAUGAGACAGGGAGCUGAGACACCCAAAGCUGGUGUUGGUAAGAGAGUGAACAACAUUUUAAAGGAACAGGGAGCUGUGACGUCAACAUCCCACCACGUUACUGCAGAUAUGACCUUAGAUGAUGGUUCUGAUUUUCAUGGGACCUUAAAUGAUACUGCAGUAGACGAUGACCAGGAUCAGUCACUUGAAAGAUGUUUACUUCAAUUCAGCUUGUCCUUUCUGCACAUGUGGAAUGUGGACUAUGAGCUUGACAAAUUGUUAAUCACUGACAUGAAGCUGAAGAUACCGGAAAAUUUCAUUGUAGCUUCUGGUUUGCAAGGAGACCGAGGAUCUCUGACAUUGGCAUUUCCUAAUUUGAGUGCUACUGUUGAGCUUUGGAAAUCGUCGUCAGAAUUCUGUGCAUUAAGAUCAUUAACAAUGAUUUCACUUGCCCAGCGCAUGAUUAGUUUAUCUCAUUCCUGCUCAGCUGCCAGCAGUGCUUUAGCAGCAUUCUAUACUCGCAAUUUUGCAGAGAAAAUUCCUGACAUCAAGCCACCUUCGCUUCAGCUACUUGUAAGUCUUUGGCAAGAUGAAAGUGAACAUGUACGAAUGGCUGCACGCUCAUUAUUCCACUGCGCUGCUUCACGGGCUAUUCCACUUCCCUUGUGCAAUCAUAAACCAAAUGACCAUGCAAACCUUCUGAACUCUUCAAAUGGAAUGGUAGAAAAUUAUCUUGAAAAUUCAAACAUAGAAGAAACAUCCACAAACAAGCUGAAGUCUGACAAAAGGCUAGAAGAAGAAGGAAUUUCUCAGGCUGAGGAAUCUGAAAUACUUGUAUGGCUAGAGUCAUUUGAAGUACAAGACUGGAUUUCUUGUGUUGGAGGAACAAGUCAAGAUGCAAUGACAUCACAUAUUAUUGUUGCUGCCGCACUAGCCAUUUGGUACCCUAGCCUUGUGAAACCAAGUCUUGCGAUGCUGGCUGUUCAUCCAUUAAUGAAAUUGGUUAUGGCCAUGAAUGAAAAAUAUAGUUCCACAGCAGCAGAACUUCUGGCAGAAGGUAUGGAGAGUACAUGGAAGGCAUGUAUUGGUUCUGAAAUUCCUCGUCUCAUUGGAGAUAUAUUCUUCCAAAUAGAGUGUGUUAGUGGUGCAUCUGCUAACUCAGCAGCGCAAAGUCCAGCUGUACCUCUUAACAUUCUGGAAACUUUGGUUGGGAUUCUUCUUCCGAGUUUAGCAAUGGCUGAUAUUCUGGGGUUUCUAAAUGUGAUUGAAAGUCAAAUUUGGUCUACUGCAUCUGAUUCCCCUGUUCAUGUAGUUGCCCUCAUGACUCUUAUCAGGGUCGUACGUGGUUCUCCGAGAAACUUAGCUCAAUACAUUGAUAAGGUAGUUAACUUCAUUUUACAGACUAUGGACCCUGGCAACUCAGUCAUGCGCAAAACAUGCCGUCAGAGUUCAAUGACAGCAUUGAAGGAAAUCGUACGUGUAUAUCCUAUGGUAGCCCUGAAUGACAUGUCAACGCGAUUAGCUGUUGGGGAUGCCAUUGGAGAGAUUAACAAUGCCAGUAUUCGGGUAUAUGACAUGCAAAGUGCGAUGAAAAUAAAGAUUUUGGAUGCAAGUGGACCUCCAGGACUUCCAAGUUUGCUAGGAGGAGAUCUGGAAAUGGCGGUAACUACUGCUAUAUCAGCUCUAAGCUUUUCACCAGAUGGAGAGGGUCUAGUUGCUUUUUCUGAGCAUGGGUUGAUGAUCAGAUGGUGGUCACUGGAAUCUGUGUGGUGGGAGAAACUCAGUCGAAACCUUGCUCCAGUCCAGUGCACCAAACUGAUCUUUGUUCCCCCGUGGGAGGGAUUAUCACCUAAUUCUACAAGGUUAAGCAUAAUGGCAAGCAUAACGGGACAUGAUAGACAGUCCAAUUCACAGGAGAAUGCAAAAGAUCAGAGUGACACGGACAGGUCAAAACUCUUGACUCAUAAUCUUGACUUAUCUUAUCAGCUAGAAUGGGUAGGUGAAAGAAAAGUACUACUUACAAGGCAUGGCCAUGAGUUAGGCACAUUCCCUUUAUAAGCAAAUUGUCAUGCAGAUUCUCAUUCAGGAGACUCUUGGGAGAUUCUUCUUGAGAACCCUAGUCUAGAAGUUUCCGAUCAUUGCACAAUUUAUCUUGCAAAUUGCCUCAAUGAGAUGAUUUAAAUACCUAAAUAGAUAUAUCCUUCCCAUUGUACACUAUAUUAGGUAAAUGAUUUUAUACGCCUCGGCUUCUUCUCAUAGUUUCAAGCUUUUAUUCUGCCAUCUUCAUUUCCUCUAAAAAAGAUUAAGAUGAUUCAAGAGCUGUGGUAACAACUAAGAACUCCUUAAUUGUUUGCUUGAAGAAUGUGUAAAUGUCAGCAGUGAUUGAUUGAUUUAUUUAUU
Molecule: messenger RNA, 5185 nt
Organism: Cornus florida
Lineage: Eukaryota; Viridiplantae; Streptophyta; Magnoliopsida; Cornales; Cornaceae
Exons: 9
Coding region: 227-4843 (1538 amino acids)
Cellular component (GO): cytoplasm
Molecular function (GO): protein binding
Source: RefSeq, a predicted model, not a curated record